AUGGCCGCGCCCCCGUCAUCACCCCCCCUAUCCUACGGCGUGCUCCUCUACCCCGGCUUCGAGGUCCUCGACGUCGCCGGCCCCCUCGAGUGCCUCAACACGCUCGCCGACUGCCUGCCCAGCUCCAAGCUGACCCUCUCCAUCAUCGGGCGCCCCGUCGCCACGGACCGCCGCGUCCCCAUGCCCCUGUCGCCCGCCAACCCCAGCGAGGGGCCGCCCGCCGCCCAGCCCUCCAACAGCUUCACCUUCAAAGCGUCCCAGGUCUACCUCCCGACGCACACGUUCGACACGGCGCCCCCGCUCGACGUGCUCAUCCUCGGCGGCGGGCUCGGCAGCCUCCCGACGGACCAGGUCCAGCCCGAGAUGGCCUUUUUAAAAACCGUCUUCCCGUCGCUCAGGUACCUCUUCACCGUGUGCACGGGCUCCGGCAUCGCCGCCCGCGCAGGCCUGCUCGACGGCCUGCGCGCCACGUCCAACAAGGCCGUGUGGGAGCAGGUCGUCGCGUGCGGGCCCAGGACGCACUGGAUCGCGCGCGCGCGGUGGGUGGCCGCCGGCAAGGUGUGGACGACGUCGGGCGUCAGCGCGGGCGUCGACGGCAUGGUCUCGUUCCUGAGGCACGUGUACGAGGACGAGCACCCGGGCCUGGUGCAGAAGGUGGUUGAUUACAUGGAGUACAGGCAUGAGCCGGACCCGUCGAAUGAUCCGUUUGCCGACGUCUUUGGCGCACACGAUGUGCUGCCCAAGGCGUAG
Molecule: messenger RNA, 750 nt
Organism: Metarhizium brunneum ARSEF 3297
Lineage: Eukaryota; Fungi; Ascomycota; Sordariomycetes; Hypocreales; Clavicipitaceae
Biological process (GO): regulation of DNA-templated transcription
Source: RefSeq, a predicted model, not a curated record